Messenger RNA from Salvia hispanica, 830 nucleotides. RefSeq names its product ATPase, F1 complex, OSCP/delta subunit protein. NCBI's taxonomy places the organism in Eukaryota, Viridiplantae, Streptophyta, Magnoliopsida, Lamiales, Lamiaceae. Gene Ontology annotation, molecular function: proton-transporting ATP synthase activity, rotational mechanism. Gene Ontology annotation, biological process: proton motive force-driven ATP synthesis. The record is from RefSeq and is a predicted model, not a curated record.
CUCCACAAGCUCCAAAAUCAUCCAAACCUGACCCCAUUCCAUUCCCAUCGAAAGCCAAGCCAUGGACACCCUCUCAACCUCCCUCAAUCCAAUCUUCACUAUCCCCAAAUCCAAUCUCAAAAACCACCACCACCACCCUUCAAUCCCAUCCAAAUCCAAACCCAAAACCACCAAACUCUCAAACAAAACCACCUCUUUCACCACCCAAAACCACUUCCUCCCUCCCCACAUCAACUCCUCUCGACCAUCCUCGCCGCUCAAACAGUACCCCAAGCCACCGGAGCCCCACCACCGCCCUUCCACGGGCUACGCCGUCGCGCUGCUCGACGCCGCACGGCGCCACAACGCGGUGGGCGCAGUCCGCAGAGACGUCGGGCGGCUGUUGAGAUGGCUGCGCGACGACCAGCUCCGCCACGUGAUGGCGGACCCUGAUUUGACGGCGAAGGGAGAGUUAGUGAAGGAGGUGGUGAAGCAAGGCCGGUUUGAGAAGCAUUUGGUUAAACUGGUGAAGCUCUUGGCGGAGAAAGCUAAGCUGGAUUUGUUGGUGUCAGUGUUGUCGGAAUUCGGAAGGAUUUGUGACGAACUUAGCGUGAGGAAUGAUCAGGUGGUGCUGGUUCCAUGUGGGGUGAAAAUGGAGGAAACUCAGAUGUUGGAGAUAGUUGAGAGGAUUCAGAGGGUGACUGGAGCCGAUAAGGUCACUUUAACAAAAUUAGUUCAUCCUAUAAUUGUGUAAUAAUACUCCAUUUUGAAUUCUCAUGCUCUGUUUGAUUUAAUUUGUCCCCGGUUUUCAGUUAUCAUUAAAAAUACAACAUAUUUGCGUUUUCUUUCUA